GUGGAGGCGGAGUGAGUAAGCAAGAAAAAGUGAGGGAAGAGAAGGGGAGGAAAGGGCAUGUGGAAACUUCAGUUUUCGCCCCGCCACCGUUGAAAGAGGAAUCCGAAGUCUCAGAGCUGCUCUAACCAGCACCGAAGCCUCUCAUAUAUCCAUCCCAUAACAGAGAAAAAAAAGGAAAGAAAAACGAAACAAGUCUUUGAGACACCGAUGAUUGCUUGUUUCAUGCCAAUAUUUGCAGCUUAAGAUAUACUAUUUCAUUCACCUAUUCACCCUUCUCUCUCUGAUAUAUAUCUACAUACAGCGUUAUUUAUAUAUAGAUAUAUCCCAAAAGAAGUUAACAUAAGGUAACGACCAUGAGCGAUCUUGAUAGCCCUACCGACCCACAUUCUUUCAGUCGUCCUGACCAAUGCCGUUUAAUAUCUUUGGACCUUGUUUGGGAUAUCGAUUUUGUCAAAAAAGUUAUCAAUGGCACCGCUUACAUUGAUUUAGAAAAAAACUCGGCUUCCAUUACGACAGCGAUAUUUGACAUAAAUAAACUGAGUAUUCGACGUGUAUUCUGCAAGGAAUCCGGGAACAACCUCGAGUAUGAAAUUGGUAACCCAGAUGAAACUUUUGGUUCCAAACUGGAAGUAAAAUUGCCAAACGGAAACAAACUCAAACUCACUGUUGGUAUAGAAUAUGAAACCAGUCCUGAUUCAUCAGCCUUGUUUUGGUUAUCACCACUUCAAACUGCUGGAAAGCAGCAUCCAUAUUUAUACAGCCAAUGUGAGCCAAUUCAUGCCCGGAGUUUUGUACCCUGUCAGGAUUCACCUGGAGUUAAGUUUCCUUACACAGCAAAGGUGACAGUCUUAAAGGAAUUUGUGGUCUUGAUGAGUGCACUUCAACAGAGUUCCAAUGUAUGUCGAUCAAAUUCUUCAAAAAUGGAAUUCUUCUUCAAACAGCCAGUGCCAAUACCAAGUUAUUUGAUCGCUAUUGUUGUUGGAGACUUGGCCAGUCGUAACAUUGGACCCCGUAGCAAAGUAUGGUCAGAGACGGAAUUUCUUGACAAAGCAGCUUUUGAGUUCUCUGAGACUGAAGAGAUGCUGAAAGUUGCUGAGAACCUGAUGGGACCCUAUGUAUGGAGUCAAUAUGAUCUUGUUGUGCUCCCACCAUCUUUUCCUUAUGGUGGCAUGGAAAAUCCCUGCCUCACAUUUGUUACCCCAACACUCUUGGCUGGAGAUAAAUCACUAGCUAAUGUUAUUGCACAUGAAAUAUCUCACAGUUGGACUGGUAACUUGGUCACUAAUUCUACAUUUGAACAUUUCUGGUUAAAUGAAGGCCAUACGACAUUUGUAGAGAGAAAAAUUUGUGCUAAGCUAGGUUGUGGGGAACCAUUAAGAAAUCUUUUAGGCAUGAUUGGAAAAAAAUCCUGGGCAGAUUAUGUUAAUAAUCCGAACACUAAGCCUAAUUUUACUCGAUUGGUACCCGAACUCAAAGGAGUAUCUCCUGAUGACUCCUUUUCUUCUGUGCCUUAUGAAAAAGGCUAUGCCUUACUCUAUUAUUUGGAAGACCUUGUUGGUGGACCAGAGGUUUUUGAACCAUUUUUAAAAGCUUACAUUGAACAUUUCAAGUAUCAUUCAAUUAACUCUCACCAAUGGAAAGAGUUUCUGUUGUCUUACUUUACAGAAAAGGGCAAGGGCAGUGCUUUAAGGAGAGUGAACUGGAAUGACUGGUUCUUUGAGACUGGAAUGCCAGCAGUACCGAUAUCGUAUCAGUCAUGCCUUGCUGAUGCUUGCCAGCAACUAAGUGAAAGAUGGUGUUCAACUGGAGACAGUAACUUUGGACAGUUCUCUUCAUCAGAUCUUGACCAAUUCUCCACUCCACAGACGUUGGAAUUCCUCAACCAGUUGAUGGAACAGGACCCCUUUAGUUUGACCAAGAUUGCUCAUAUGGAAUCGGCAUAUCACUUAUUUUCUCAGGGAAACUCAGAGAUUCUGUUUCGGUGGUUAAGACUUUGUCUGCGAGCUAAAUGGAACAAGUGCAUUCCUCAUGCUGUUAGCUUCAUUAAUAAACAAGGCCGGUUGAAAUUUCUCCUACCAAUAUACGAACUUCUGUAUCAGUGGGAAGACACCAGACAAUUGGCAAUUGAUAAUUUCCAAGAACACAAAGAGGAGAUGCACAAUUUAGCUGUCACAAAGAUUUCUAAAAUGUUGAAACUUACAUAAUUAUUAUAAAAUCCUGUUUUUUUUCCCCUUU
This is a messenger RNA of Octopus sinensis (East Asian common octopus), 2235 nucleotides long. RefSeq names its product leukotriene A-4 hydrolase. NCBI's taxonomy places the organism in Eukaryota, Metazoa, Mollusca, Cephalopoda, Octopoda, Octopodidae. Gene Ontology annotation, biological process: peptide catabolic process; proteolysis. The record is from RefSeq and is a predicted model, not a curated record. The transcript is spliced from 16 exons. Bases 354 to 2204 code for a protein of 616 amino acids. Gene Ontology annotation, molecular function: zinc ion binding; epoxide hydrolase activity; aminopeptidase activity. Gene Ontology annotation, cellular component: cytosol.